AUGUACCCUUCUAGAGGUCCAAGACAACUCUUACAGAUAUGUCACCUAGGCUCCCAGGGGUUUGAUCAAGGGAGGGACGCGGGGGGAGAUCGUCUCGUUCCUCGCUCUCUUCUGCGCAGGCUCGGCUCUUGGCGCAAGAUGGCGGCGGCGGAUAAACAGAAACAUGAGCACGGGCGGGUGAAGAUAGGGCACUACAUCUUGGGGGACACGCUGGGCGUGGGUACCUUCGGCAAAGUCAAGGUUGGCAAGCAUGAGCUGACCGGACACAAAGUGGCAGUGAAGAUCUUGAACAGACAGAAGAUCCGCAGCCUUGAUGUUGUGGGGAAAAUCCGCAGGGAGAUUCAGAAUCUGAAGCUGUUUCGGCAUCCGCACAUAAUUAAGCUGUACCAGGUUAUCAGCACACCAUCUGACAUUUUCAUGGUGAUGGAAUAUGUUUCAGGAGGUGAACUGUUUGAUUACAUCUGUAAAAAUGGAAGGCUUGAUGAAAAGGAGAGUAGACGUCUGUUCCAGCAAAUCCUUUCUGGUGUGGAUUAUUGCCACAGGCACAUGGUAGUCCAUAGAGAUUUGAAGCCAGAAAAUGUGCUGCUCGAUGCACACAUGAAUGCCAAGAUUGCCGAUUUUGGCCUUUCAAAUAUGAUGUCAGAUGGAGAAUUUUUACGAACAAGCUGUGGUUCUCCUAACUAUGCUGCACCAGAAGUAAUUUCAGGAAGGUUAUAUGCAGGCCCAGAAGUGGAUAUCUGGAGCAGUGGAGUUAUUCUCUAUGCUUUGUUAUGUGGAACCCUUCCAUUUGAUGAUGAUCAUGUGCCAACGCUUUUUAAGAAGAUAUGUGAUGGUAUCUUUUAUACUCCUCAGUACCUGAAUCCAGCAGUAAUUAGCCUUUUGAAACACAUGCUGCAAGUGGAUCCCAUGAAGAGAGCUACAAUUAGAGAUAUAAGGGAACAUGAAUGGUUUAAGCAAGACCUCCCCAAGUACCUCUUUCCGGAAGACCCAUCUUACAGUUCGACGAUGAUUGAUGAUGAAGCCUUAAAAGAGGUCUGUGAUAAGUUUGAAUGCACAGAGGAGGAAGUGCUCAGCUGCUUGUAUAACCGAAAUCAUCAGGAUCCGUUAGCGGUAGCCUAUCACCUAAUUAUAGAUAACAGAAGAAUAAUGAACGAAGCUAAGGACUUCUACUUGGCUACCAGCCCACCAGAUUCCUUUCUCGAUGAUCACUUCUCCCGUCCCCACCCUGAAAGAGUGCCAUUUUUAGUGGCUGAAGUGCCAAGGCCACGCCAUACACUCGAUGAGCUAAACCCACAGAAGUCCAAGCAUCAAGGGGUCAGAAGAGCUAAGUGGCAUCUGGGAAUCCGGAGUCAAAGUCGACCAAAUGACAUAAUGGCAGAAGUUUGUCGAGCGAUCAAACAGCUGGAUUAUGAGUGGAAGGUGGUAAAUCCAUACUACUUGCGUGUUCGAAGGAAGAAUCCAGUGACUGGCACGUAUUCCAAAAUGAGCUUGCAGUUAUACCAGGUCGACAGUAGGACUUACCUACUGGAUUUUCGUAGCAUUGAUGAUGAAAUUACUGAAGGGAAAUCAGGGACCACCACUCCCCAGAGGUCGGGCUCUGUGACUAACUACAGAUCUUGUCAGAAGGAUUCGGACACUGAUGCUCAAGGAAAAUCCCCUGAUGUUUCUCUUACCUCGUCGGUGACCUCUUCCCUUGACUCUUCUGCAGCUGAGUUAACUCCGAGAUCAGGGAGCCACACGAUAGAAUUUUUUGAGAUGUGUGCAAAUCUUAUUAAAAUACUGGCACAAUGAUUUGUAGGAUUGGCUUAUUCUUAUUUUUUUUUACAGCAAUAAGCAUGCCUAAAAAAAAAUAAAAUCAUAGUCAAAUGCUUCCAAUUAUAAUCAAGUUACAGUUAACUUUGGCGCUGAGAAGACUAGCCACAUUGCAAUUUGCACAGGAAUUGAACAUGCAUUUAAAAGCAGUCUAGACCUCUUAACGUAAUGAAGCAAAUGAUGAUUAGACAGUACACCGGUUUGAUACAGGUACAAGAAAUGACAACCUUCUUGAGCAGAGUUUAUUUUUCAUUGUGUACACAUUGGGGCUUCGUGGCGUAUUAACCAUAAGGACCUUUUCAUAGGUUGUCUUUAUAUUGCUGAUUCUAUAUUCGAGUUGCAGUAUAAGUGGUCACUUGUUAGAUCAGGGGUUCAUGAAGGCGACUUCCUUUGGAUCCUAGUCUUCACUUGCACCCUGCUCUAUCAGUAUAAAUGUUCUCCUUGUCAAACAGCACUUCAAACGUCUGGCACUUGCUCUGUGUUUUUGGCAGCCGGCGGUGCGCUUUGGGUGGGAGAGGCUAAAGCAGCCCCCGAUCUGGCUUUUUACUGAUUUUUUCAUGUGUUGUGGCAAAUCCAGAAUCAAAAACCUCACAUGUGUGAAUUCUCAUAAGGUGCAGGAGUGAACAUUGCAGGGCCAAAUAUAGCCGGCAGAAGCAGUGUUGGGUUCAGUGCUGUGAAAAGAAUGAAGAAACCGGCCGAGAGCUAAAAAAAAAAGCCUGGACCUUCUUCUCUCAGCCCACCCAGGGGCUUUAGGCAUGGCUUUUCUCACACGCGGUGACUCAGAAGCAGUUUGCAAUAUGCUAUGGCGGAGGGCCUGCUGUCUGAGGGUGGGAGGCCAGUGAAAAGUUCUCUUGUCCAAGCGCAAGUCCCGUCUGUGAGCCUAAACAGGGGCUCGGAUCCUGAUUAUGGGUUUUAGUUGAGGAUUAGAUUGAGGCCCAGUUCACACGAUCGCAGGGGUGCAAGAAGCCAUCAUGGCUUCUCCUUCUGCUCGCUGCGGGUUGUGCUCAUGCAUCCCAGUUCUUUACAUGGUUACCCACACGGCAGUCCAGGUUGGUAUAUUGUGCAAACUUUGUGCAUGGUGUGGCAGGGGUGGCUUCAUUCCCAUCCCGACUGCAUAUCAUGGGUGGUAGGAAGCCACCCCCGUUGCGCUAUGUACCGGGUUUGCACAACACAGCGACAUGGGCUGCAGGAUGGGUAAUAAUGGAAAUAGCUGGUUGCUUUUACACCCGCGAUCGUGCGAACCCGGAAAGGGUUUUUCCAGCUUUGGGCACCAACCGAUCUGUUAAGGUGAGAAGAUGCUUUUUAGAUUUGCAACUAUGCAGAUUCACUGGCCUGUGUGUCAUGCCAGUAGUCAAUAAGCAGCUUCUUGCAUGCUACUAUAGAGGACGUGGAUCCUGGGCCUGAACCCACUGAGCGUGCGGCUGAUAGAACGCCCCAAACGGAUUGGCUCACGCAGUUCUUGGAAUCUUGCACUGAGAAUCCUGUGUCUCCUGUUUUCAUAUGGCUUUUCGUAUGCAGAUUUUUUGGCAGAAUAACUCUUCUAGUAAAGAUGAUUUGGAUCUUGCCUGUGUUGCAUAAUCACUUUUUUACACCACUUUUUUAUACUGAAUUUAGAUUUCUAAAAGUAAUGGAACGUUUAAGUAACUUUGGUUUGAUUUUGCAAUGUACAAAAAUCCAUUGGUUAGAAAUGAGCGAGCACGUUUGGCUGUUUAGAAACCAAGCUUGCCUUUGGUAAUAUAUUUCAAGUGUUGACAUAAUGCUCCCCCAAAAAACCCUGGCACUUUUUUUUUAUUAGGCAAGUUUACUCCAAAUAAUCCUUGAUUUAGACUAAAUAAAAAACAGAAGUAUAUGCAGGUAGUGAUACUACAUGUUUCCAGUCAUUCUUGCCCAGUGCAGACGCACAACUUCAUGGUUAGCAUUAACUCUAGUUUGCUGCCUUAAUCCUGAUUAAGAUCCCAAUCAUACUGGCUAUGUUUGCACAGAACUAUAAGCCCAUAGUUGCAGAGAAUUCUGGUUUAAUGUGAACGAGCUGCAUGCCAGUGUAUGCAGCCUGUUCUCUUCUGUUUAUUGCUAGCACAUCUGCUAAAUAAACCAGGAAUGAUUUGUUUAGUCUGACGUCUGAACUGGAUAUCCAAACUUGUUGCUGCAAAACAAGUCCAGAAUCACAAACCAGGGUUUGUUCUCGGUUUACGAUUCCUGGCUUGUUUUGGAAAAAAAUCAGGAGCCCCAGUUCAGGCAAAACACUACACAAACCUUUCCUGGCUUGUUUAGCCACUGUGCUAGAAGUGGGGGGGGGGCAAAUGGGCUGUAGGUACUAGCACCCACCCUGUUCAUGAUAAACCAGAUUUUCCAGAAUUCUGGCUUAUUGUUCUGUGCCACUGAGCCAUAGUGAAGCUAUGGGGUUAAUUUGUCAAGCUUAAGCUUUGCCCCCAGAAAGCAUGUAUAGGGAGGUACCAAAGAGACCUUAUUUUCACCUCACAAGCAGAGAGGCAGGGGAAACUGCCUUACCCAUGGUUUGCUUGGUGCAGAUGUAACCCUUUAACUAGGGUUAAUGCAAACUCAUUGCAAACAAAGGUUUCAUACUUUUGUUUGUGGCCAAUCCUUAACUAUGAUUUAGGUAUCUAAAUGGUUAAGGAAAACAAAACCAUGGUAAGUGUUGUAGAUGUAUAGGACCUAGAGCAUGUGCAGAUGCCAGAAAACACAGAGAUCCCUUAAUCCUUCAUUUCAGUGGGGAUGUGUGGAUAGGAGAGGUUCCCAUUGGAUUGUGCCAGCAAUGAAUUUAAGAUCAACUGAGGAAGCGGUUCUCUAACCUGCAUCUGUUGAGCGAGUUGAUAUUUACAGCUAAAGAUGCACUGAAUUCAGGGCUUGUACUGUUGUCUGUUGGUAUCUUAACUAGGUAGACACUAGACCUUAAAUUUUGUGCUAUCUUCAAAGACCCAUAAACUCCGUAGUCACUCUUAGAAUUUUGCCAUGCGCUGGUCUUUCAAAGUCAAGAGACGUAUAGUGGUCUUCUCGUGUUACGUUUUCACACUUCUUGAAAUAAUGGCGUUAUUUUCCAGAACGCAACAGUGUCUUUAGAAUGAAAAAUUAAGUAGAAGUCCUUAAUGUGUACUCCAAAAGGAAUAUGUGUGUGAAGGGGGUGGGCAGCGGCGGGGGGGGAGGGAGGGCAUUGAAAAGGAACCAUUGGGUAUAUAGUACCAUAAGAGAGAGGUUGUCUUGGGGGACCAAGUAAUUGUCCUGCCUUUUUAAUUUACAAAAAAGAAACGUACUUUUUAUGUCUAGUUCUGCUGCACCGAUUCAAUAAUUGUGAUUUUUUUUUUUUUAGUUAUGCUGUGUUAAUCUUGAAAUUGUUAAUAUUGCACUUGGCAAAUGGCAUGAACGCACACUAUUCCCCCCCCUUUUAUUAUUAUUAUUAUUAUUGCUGGGUAGCCUCCUAGGAUGGGUUUAGUGAUCCACAAUCUCUGGCUUUGGCAAACAUCAAACAGUAGCCGGCAUAAGCCAUAAACGCAACUGCUGCGCAUUUGUCUUGUCUAUUUCAGUGGGACAUGCAGCCCAACUGUAUGCCUGUUUACACUGAAGUAAGUCACACUGAGUUCAGUGGGAUUUUACUCCAAAGUAUUGAUUGCAUUAGGACUGCAGAUUUGGUGUGACUCCCAUACAAGUUUCACUGAAAUGAUUGGAAGAUGGCUGACAGCAGCAUCUGGUGGAUCAAAUUCGGUGUCUUUUCAUUGGAAAGUUACAUGGUGCAACAAACUUCAAUUUUUAUACUUAUACAUUUUUGUUCAAAGCUACGAGGCUUUAAGUUUUAUCCUGAGAUAAUGGAGGUUAAAUUACAUAACAGAAAAGUACAGUUGCCUAUUCCUAAAUGGUCAGUUUCAAUUUUAAUUUUAUUUUUGUUUAGUCUUUGGAUGUUUUUUAAUGCAUUUUUUUUCAUAGCUGGGGCUGUCCAAUAUGUAUUAUUCAAGCAAAAAACAUCACUUUUCAUAACCUUUUUUACAGUCAAAUAUUGAUGGUGAAAUGAUUUCUUUUCACUAUUAUUAUUCUUAGUAUUACGUUAGGAAAUCGCAGUAGAUGGUGACAAAAAUAGAGGAGCUGUUUUCAGCUAUGGAACUGUGAAGAAAAAGGGCUGAUUUAACACCAUCUUCAAAAACUAGUCAUAGGGAGCAUUGUGUAACUGGCCAAGUACCUUUUUUUUUUAAUAGUGUUUCUCCAGGUUUGUUCCAGUGGGAAGGGAUCUUUUUUUAUUAUUAUUGCAAUUCCUAAUCGAUCGGGAAGUGGCUGGGGAUAAAACUGUCCACGUGCAAUGUAACUUAACACUGGUAGAGAAGGUAGAAGUCCAUCUUUAUGGUGCAAUAUUUUCAACGACCAACUUUUGUAUAUGUUUUGACAUUUUACGUGUUUCAGUACAAGCUUUGAGAGAUUUGUCAAUUAAUUUUACCAUUGUAUAGCUUGAAAAAUGGAUGACCACCUUCUCUUACAAACAAGAUGUGCCUACUUCCAUUGCAGAUUUUUCUCUCUCUCUCUCUUUCUCUCUCUCUUUUUGGCAAUACUGAAUGAAAAACUGCUUGUGAUAGCUGUAUAUGACUUGUUACUUUUAACAAACAUUAAAUUGUA
Elgaria multicarinata webbii is the source of this 6426-nucleotide messenger RNA. RefSeq names its product protein kinase AMP-activated catalytic subunit alpha 1 (gene PRKAA1). The transcript has 10 exons. The coding region runs from base 1 to 1791 and encodes 596 amino acids. Gene Ontology annotation, biological process: intracellular signal transduction; protein phosphorylation. Gene Ontology annotation, cellular component: cytoplasm. NCBI's taxonomy places the organism in Eukaryota, Metazoa, Chordata, Lepidosauria, Squamata, Anguidae. Gene Ontology annotation, molecular function: ATP binding; AMP-activated protein kinase activity. The record is from RefSeq and is a predicted model, not a curated record.